UUAGUAACAAGUCCUUCCUCUGCUCCGCGGUCUUACCAUCAUCCCCGCGUCUCCGUCUCCCGAGAUCUAGGGUUCCAUCCUUGGCAUCCGGACAUGGAUUCCGCCUCUACUGGCCGCUUCACACUUGGUAGGCAGUCAUCCCUUGCUCCCGACCACGCCGAUGACCACUCCGCCGCCGCCGACGAGGUCCCGCCCGAGAUCAACGCCAACAUCCGCCUCAUGUACCUUUCUAACGAGGGCAAUCUCGAAGGCAUCAUCGACCUCUUGGACUCCGGGGUCGAUGUGAACUUCCAGGACAUCGAUGGUCGUACGGCGCUGCACGUUGCUGCUUGCCAGGGCCUCGCCGAUGUCGUCGAGCUGCUGUUGAAAAGUGGCGCCAAGGUUGACCCAGAGGACCGCUGGGGAAGCACACCUCUUGCAGAUGCAAUACACUAUAAACAACAUGAUGUCAUCAAGAUUUUGGAGAAAAAUGGUGCCAGAAUUAAGAUUGCUCCAAUGCAUGUUAAGAAUGCCCGUGAAGUUCCAGAAUAUGAGAUAGAUGCAAAAGAGCUUGAUUUAACCAAUAGUGUUGGUAUAACUAAGGGAACAUUUCGGAUGGCAACAUGGCGUGGUAUUCAAGUUGCUGUUAAAACACUCAGUGAAGAGCUUUUAACCAAGGAGGAUAAAGUAAGGGCAUUCAGAGAUGAGCUUGCAUUGCUCCAGCAAAUACGGCAUCCUAAUGUUGUUCAAUUUUUGGGUGCGGUCACCCAAAGUAGUCCGAUGAUGAUUGUUACAGAAUAUUUGCCCAAGGGUGAUCUUCGUGAUUUCUUAAGAAGGAAGGGUGCGUUGAAGCCAGAUAUAGCAGUUAAAUUUGCUCUUGAUAUUGCCAGAGGAAUGAAUUAUUUGCACGAGCAUAAACCGGAACCUAUCAUUCACCGUGAUCUAGAGCCUUCGAAUAUAUUGCGGGAUGAUUCUGGACAUUUGAAAGUUGCAGACUUUGGAGUUAGUAAAUUGCUGACAGUAGUUGAUACUGUUGGGGAGGAUAGAGCACUUAUGGGUCAAGACAGUGCCUGCAGGUAUGUAGCUCCAGAAGUUUUUCACAAUAGAGAAUAUGACAUAAAAGUGGAUGUGUUCUCAUUUGCAUUGAUUUUGCAAGAGAUGAUUGAGGGGCACCCGCCUUUUGCUGACAAACAAGACAAUGAAAUACCAAAAGCAUAUGCUUCGAAAGAGAGACCACCUUUUCAAGCUUCAGCUAAAUUCUACUCCUAUGGAUUGAAAGAGUUGAUUGAAGAAAGCUGGAGUGAAAACCCUGCUGAGAGACCAACUUUCAGAGAAAUAAUAGACAGGCUGACUUGUGUUCAAAAGCGGAUUGCUCAUAAGAAGCGAUGGACGAUUAGACCUCAUAAAUGGUUUCAGAACAUAGAGAACUUGUGGAAGAAAGAUCAAACUAAUCCUAGCAGCCUUUCAUCCUCGUCAUCUCGUUUUUGAUCAAUGAUUCAAAUUGCUGGCAUGCUAUAUAUGGAUUUCAGAAUGGACAAACUGUUCCAGCUAUUUCCAUUUUGUAGUGCUGUUCCUCCGCAAGUUGUCGUUCUGGUUCAUGGUUUCAAAUUAGAGUGGUUUGUACAGGUUCCUUAUUUCUCUUAAUAUUGUUGCUGGCACAAAAAUUAUUAUUUGUUGCAGUGGUGGAUUCAAUUUUUCCGCUCUUAAAUAAGUUGCUUGUCUGAAACAAGACGUGCUGAAAAGGCCGAACAUUUUGUUUUUCAGAGGAUUUAUGUGUGGUUUUGUAGGCCUUUUUAACACGUCUGGUAAUGUAGAAUGACAUGUAAUUUGACAAACUCUGGUUUAUCCAGACAUUUGGUUAAAGUGUUAAGUUAUUCUUGUUACUGUA
Dioscorea cayenensis subsp. rotundata (Guinea yam) is the source of this 1867-nucleotide messenger RNA. Its product is annotated as integrin-linked protein kinase 1-like. Gene Ontology annotation, biological process: protein phosphorylation. The transcript has 12 exons. The record is from RefSeq and is a predicted model, not a curated record. Lineage: Eukaryota; Viridiplantae; Streptophyta; Magnoliopsida; Dioscoreales; Dioscoreaceae. Bases 94 to 1467 code for a protein of 457 amino acids. Gene Ontology annotation, molecular function: ATP binding; protein binding; protein kinase activity.